Chanos chanos (milkfish) is the source of this 2391-nucleotide messenger RNA. It is a transcript of the gene trpc1, whose product is annotated as transient receptor potential cation channel, subfamily C, member 1. NCBI's taxonomy places the organism in Eukaryota, Metazoa, Chordata, Actinopteri, Gonorynchiformes, Chanidae. The transcript is spliced from 13 exons. The record is from RefSeq and is a predicted model, not a curated record. Gene Ontology annotation, cellular component: plasma membrane; cation channel complex. Gene Ontology annotation, biological process: calcium ion transmembrane transport; regulation of cytosolic calcium ion concentration. Gene Ontology annotation, molecular function: store-operated calcium channel activity; protein binding; inositol 1,4,5 trisphosphate binding. The coding region runs from base 1 to 2391 and encodes 796 amino acids.
AUGCACAUCAGUGUUUUACCAUACUCGCUCUCUGUUGUAAUGGCUGCGCUCUACCAGGGCACGGACGCAUCCUCUCCGGAUAAGUAUCUAGCGUUGAAAGACGUUAGAGAGGUGAAGGAGGAGACGACACUGGACGAGAAGCUUUUCUUGCUAGCCUGCGAAAAAGGUGACUACUACAUGGUGAAAAAACUUCUUGAGGAGAAACGUCAUGGCGAGUUGAAUAUCAACUGUGUGGAUGUGCUGGGCAGAGAUGCUGUCACCAUUGCCAUAGAAAAUGAAAAUCUAGACAUUCUACAGCUACUGCUGGAACAUGGCUGUCAGGCAACAGACGCACUGCUAGUGGCUAUAGAUUCAGAAGUGGUGGGAGCUGUUGACAUCCUUCUUAAUCAUCGGCCCAGAAGAUCCUCCAAACCCUCUAUUGCAAAAUUGAUGCAGCGCAUUCAAAAUCCGGAAUAUUCCACCACGAUGGACGUGGCUCCAGUUAUCCUGGCCGCUCACAGGAACAACUACGAAAUUCUCACUAUGCUUCUGAAACAGGACAUUUCCCUUCCACGACCACAUGCUGUAGGCUGUGAGUGCACCCUCUGUAAUGCCAAAAACAAGAAGGACAGUCUGCGGCACUCAAGGUUUCGUCUGGACAUUUACCGUUGUCUGGCCAGUCCGUCUCUGAUCAUGCUGACAGAGGAGGACCCCAUCCUGCGUGCAUUUGAGCUCAGUGCUGACCUGAAAGAACUCAGUCUGGUGGAGGUGGAAUUCAGAAACGACUAUGAGGAGCUAGCCAAGCAGUGCAAGAUGUUUGCCAAGGAUCUUCUGGCCCAGGCACGCAACUCUCGUGAGCUGGAGGUCAUCCUGAACCACACAUCCAGCGAGGAUCACGUGGACAAGAGAGGGCUCCUGGAGGAGCGUAUGAACCUCAGCCGCCUCAAACUGGCCAUCAAAUACAACCAGAAAGAGUUCGUAGCUCAGUCUAACUGCCAGCAGUUCCUCAACACUGUAUGGUUUGGCGAGAUGGCCAGCUAUCGGCGUAAGCACACGUGUCUGAAGAUUCUAACGGUGCUGAGCGUGGCACUGCUGUGGCCGCUGUUGUCCGUCUGUUACCUGCUGGGACCACGCUCACGUGUUGGUCAGAUCAUCCACACACCCUUUGUCAAGUUCAUCAUCCACAGUGCAUCUUAUUUCACCUUCCUGCUGCUGCUUAAUCUCUACUCUUUGGUCUACAAUGAGGGCAAGAAAAACACCAUGGGUCCAGCCCUGGAGAUGAUCGACUACCUUCUCAUCCUAUGGAUUAUAGGAAUGGUAUGGUCGGAUGUAAAGCGUCUGUGGUAUGAGGGGCUUGAGGACUUUCUGGAUGAGUCACGCAACCAGCUAAGCUUUGUCAUGAACUCCCUCUAUCUGGCAACAUUUACGCUCAAAGUGGUUGCACACAGCAAGUUUAAGAAUGUGGAGGACACCGAGCGGAAGAACUGGGAUGCAUUUCACCCUAUCUUAGUGGCAGAGGGUCUGUUUGCAUUUGCUAACGUGCUCAGCUACCUGCGCCUCUUCUUUAUGUACACCACAAGUUCUAUUCUAGGACCCUUACAGAUUUCCAUGGGCCAGAUGCUGCAGGAGUUUGGAAAGUUCCUGGGUUUGUUCCUGCUGGUGCUCAUCUCCUUCACUAUUGGCCUGACACAGCUCUAUGGGAAAGACAUGAAAGAUCCAUCCAAGAGUUCGCCCAAGGACUGCGAGGGAAUCUUCUGUCAGCAGCAGAGCAACGACACCUUUCACACCUUCAUGGGGACUUGCUAUGCGCUUUUCUGGUACAUCUUCUCCCUGGCCCACGUGGCACUGUUUGUAACACGGAUAAAUUACAGUGAAGAGCUGCGUUCCCUUGUGGGAGCCAUCAUUGUUGGUACCUAUAACAUAGUGGUGGUUAUUGUGCUUACCAAGCUACUGGUGGCCAUGCUUCAUAAGAGCUUCAGGCAGAUUGCGAACCAUGAAGAUAAGGAGUGGAAGUUUGCCAGAGCAAAACUGUGGCUCAGCUACUUUGAUGAUAAAUGUACCCUCCCUCCUCCUUUUAACAUCAUCCCCUCUCCAAAAACCAUGUGCUAUCUAGUCACGAGUCUCAGGAAGUGGAUCUGCUCUCAUACGUCUUCUGGGAAGGUCAAGAGACAAAACAGCCUCAAGGAAUGGAAGAACCUGAAGCAGAAGAGGGAUGAGAACUAUCAGAAGAUAAUGUGCUGUCUGGUGCAUCGUUACCUUACCUCCACACGGCAGAAGAUGCAGAGCACGGACCAGGCCACCGUGGAGAACCUAAACGACCUGCGCCAGGACCUCUCCAAGUUCCGUAAUGAGAUGAGAGAUCUCCUGGGCUUCCGUACCUCAAAGUACGCCAUGUUCUAUCCCAGAAGCUAA